AUGAACGAGAACAACUACCCGCCAGGUGGCGACACCGACGCGCCCCCGCUCGCGGAGCUGUCCAACGGAAGCCUCAGGCAGCCCCACACAGCCCUGACAAACACCAAGGGGGCUGCGCUCGCGACCAGCUCGCGCCCCGACACCCCCUCGGAUCCCACGGCGCAGCACAUGGACGACGCGGCGCUCGCGGCGAUGCUUCAGGAGCAGGAGAACGCAUGGAUGGACGCUGGGCCUGCAGGAAGCACCUUUGACCAUGCUCCGCGGUUCGCGCUGCCCGCGCACGGGGCGGGAGCCGCGGGCGCGCAGGCUGGCGUGGCGCGGGAGGACAUCGGCGGGGCGGGCGGGGGCGCGCCCGGUGCGUCCGCGGCUGACGCGGCGCGCAGCGGGCGCGGGAGCGACGGCGUCGACUCCGCCAGCGACCGCUCGGCCGGUGCGGGCGACGCGGAGGCGCUGACGGACGAGGAGCUGGCGCGGCGGCUGUGGGAGGAGGAGCGGCGGCAGUACGAGGCGAACCUCCUCGCGCUCGCCGGCGCGGGCCCCGCGGCGGCAGAGGUGCAUGCGCGUCUCGGCAUCACCCCCGACGACGGCGAGGAGGACUCCGGCGACGAGCCCGCCGCCGUCGGCCUCGACGUCGAGCGGCUCUCGUACGAGCAGCUCCUCGAGCUCGGCGAGGUCGUGGGCUCUCAGAGCCGCGGCGCGGCGGCGGCGGCGAUCGCGGAGCUGCGGGAGCUGACGUGGGGCGACGAGGAGUGCCGGGCGGCCGUGGGACGCGCGCAUGCGGACGGCGCUGGCGCUGGCGCGGACGAGGACGAGGAGGAGCAGUGCGCGGUGUGUCGGAUGGAGUACGAGGUCGGUGACGGCGUCAGGCUGCUGACGUGCGGGCACGUGUUCCACUCGGAGUGCAUCGCGCAGUGGCUGGGGAUCAACCGGGCGUGUCCGAUCUGCGGGAAGGACGCGGUGGAGGCGGGCGGCGCGGCGGCGUGA
Molecule: messenger RNA, 984 nt
Organism: Pedinophyceae sp. YPF-701
Lineage: Eukaryota; Viridiplantae; Chlorophyta; Pedinophyceae
Source: the annotation of a GenBank genome assembly